AUGGAAAGAAUUCUGGAGAUAUAUAAUGACUUCGAAGGUCUAAAAACCUUGGUGGAUGUGGGUGGUGGCAAUGGUUCUGUCCUUCACAUGUCCAUUCUACCCUUAACGAACAUAUCCCAUAACUGGAAUGAUGAGCACUUCAUAAAACUGCUAAAGAAUUGUUAUGAAGCUUUGCAAGACAAUGGAAAAGUGAUUGUAGUGGAUCUGGUAGUUCCAGAAACCCCUGAAACCAGUUUUGCAGCUAAAAGCAUGCUACAGUUCUUUUUCUACAUGACAAGCAUGAAUCCAUGUGUAAAGGAAAGGACAGUAAACGAGUUCAAAAGUUCAGCUAAAGAAGCUGGGUUUUUCAUAUUCGAGUUGCUUGUUGUGCUUGUGCUUUUUCAGAAGUGGAGUUGA
Molecule: messenger RNA, 396 nt
Organism: Dovyalis caffra
Lineage: Eukaryota; Viridiplantae; Streptophyta; Magnoliopsida; Malpighiales; Salicaceae
Source: the annotation of a GenBank genome assembly